Molecule: messenger RNA, 3658 nt
Organism: Scatophagus argus
Lineage: Eukaryota; Metazoa; Chordata; Actinopteri; Scatophagidae
Product: LIM and senescent cell antigen-like-containing domain protein 1
Exons: 11
Coding region: 881-1888 (335 amino acids)
Biological process (GO): positive regulation of substrate adhesion-dependent cell spreading; cell-cell adhesion; cell-cell junction organization
Cellular component (GO): cytoplasm; focal adhesion; cell-cell junction
Source: RefSeq, a predicted model, not a curated record
ACAUAGUUAAGUCACGCUACCUUUAUUUCCACUUCAGGACACCUCAAUUAUUUUUAUCCCAAAUGUAUGACCAGAAAAAGUGUGCUGUGCUGUGCUGUGGGUGGAUUUUAUUCAGCUAGCAUUUGUCUCGGAUUUGACUCACCCUACCAUUUAGGCUAACAGUGGAGCAAAGUGUACAUUUGCUCAAAUGUAUGAAAAACAUAGAAAAUGUACAAUUUCUGAACUUGCAAGAAAUCAUCCACAGGCUGUCAGUCUAUAAAAAGAAAAUAUGCACUUAAUUCUUUUGGUACUGAGUAUAUUUUCCACUCUUUUAUUUAAAUGUUAUCUUUCAUUGUUAUUGUGUUGUUGUUAACAACGCAGUUGGGAAACUGCUGCGAGACAGAGCUGUGUUGCAUGUUUCAAGGCAAACCUAUCAUUACGACCAUCCACACACCCAAUAUAAUGUGUCAGUGGCAGUCAUUGUGGUCAGUGGAUUUGUCCUUGUCUUUCUUUUAUGGCAGCUGUAGAGGCACACUUAACCUGGCAGCUCUAUGAGAACCACUUGAUGAUCCAUUCAGCCUGGUCAUUGAAUGCUCCCUGCACCUUCUCACACCUCCUAGUCCUUCCUCCUCUUCUCUGCACCACCUUUGAUCUCCCCAGAUCUCAGCCCAACUGGCAACUGAAGAUCUAAAUUGCACACACACACGGGGGGGCUAGAGGAGUGUGUGCUAGCUUUACAUCCACCCAUCUCUCAUGGAGAUUCACGCACUCACAUACGCAUACCACAACAAACAGGAAGUGAUGUGGCCAUGCACAUUGAGAUAACGGCAGUAAGAGUGUUUGCAGUGACAGCAACUGAAAUAUCCUCAUUUCACUGUGCUUGACGCAAAAGUAUCGCAACAUGGCCAAUGCUCUGGCCAAUGCCAUGUGUGAGCGCUGCAAGAGUGGUUUUGCCCCAGCUGAGAAGAUAGUGAACAGCAACGGGGAGCUUUACCACGAGCAGUGCUUUGUGUGUGCCCAGUGUUUCCAGCAGUUCCCAGAGGGACUCUUCUAUGAGUUUGAAGGCAGGAAAUACUGUGAACAUGACUUCCAGAUGUUGUUUGCUCCCUGCUGCCAUCAGUGUGGUGAGUUCAUCAUUGGCCGUGUGAUUAAGGCUAUGAACAACAGCUGGCAUCCAGAUUGUUUCUGCUGUGACAUCUGCCAGGCCGUGCUUGCCGAUGUUGGAUUUGUUAAGAACGCUGGAAGGCACCUGUGUCGUCCGUGUCACAACAGAGAGAAAGCUCGGGGCCUUGGCAAGUACAUCUGUCAGAAGUGUCAUGCCAUUAUUGAGGAACAGCCUCUGCUGUUCAAGAAUGACCCCUACCACCCCGAUCACUUCAACUGCAACAACUGCGGGAAGGAGCUGACGGCUGAUGCCAGGGAGCUGAAGGGCGAGCUUUACUGUCUGCCCUGCCAUGACAAGAUGGGCGUCCCCAUCUGCGGGGCUUGUAGGAGACCCAUCGAGGGCCGCGUAGUCAAUGCCAUGGGCAAGCAGUGGCAUGUGGAGCAUUUUGUGUGUGCUAAGUGUGAGAAACCCUUCCUGGGACACCGUCACUACGAACGCAAGGGCCUGGCCUACUGUGAAACACACUAUAACCAGCUCUUUGGAGAUGUGUGCUACCACUGCAACCGUGUUAUCGAAGGAGACGUGGUGUCUGCCCUCAACAAGGCUUGGUGUGUGAACUGCUUUUCCUGCUCUACCUGCAACACUAAGCUCACCCUCAAGGAUAAGUUUGUGGAGGUGGAUCUGAAGCCAGUGUGUAAGCACUGCUACGAACGGCUGCCGGACGACCUGAAACGCCGGCUGGCCAAGCGUGAGCGCGACUCGAAAGAGAAGAAGAAGAAAUUAUUGAUACCCAUGUGUCUGUGACCCCCUCUUUCUCCUUUUUCCUCACUUCCACUGUUCUUCAUUUGGAACAAGUUUGUGGAGUUUGACAUGAAGCCAGUGUGUAAGAAGUGCUACGAGAAAUUCCCUCUGGAGCUGAAGAAGAGGCUGAAGAAGCUGUCUGAAACUGUUGCACGGAAGUGAACACACAGUUGAGCAGUUGAAGGGAGCGAGAAAUAAAUGAUAUGCCGAAGUGGCCAUGCAAGUCAUAUUUCCAGAAUUGACAAUCAUAACAAUAUCGACUACCAGUGGAACAUUUUUUUUGUCAUUUGAGCAAGAGAGGAUUAUUUUAUUGAGCUUGAAACCGACAGAUUUUUGAUCCGUCGGUCAGGCAGGUUUAACACGAACCCAUUCAGUGCCUUUUGGAUCAAAUACUGCACUGCAUAUUUUUCACAUGCUUGGCCUAUUUUGCUGUGCUUAUUAAACUUAAACACAGAUGACGAUGAUCCUGUGUGAUAAGAGCUUUAAGAGAAAUAAUAAAAAAGGGGCUGACAGGCUGUUCAACUGCUUGUCAAUUUGUCUCAUGAUGCCAAACUGUUUGUCUUCUGGUCAACUUAUGUUACUGAUAUACUCUUGUAUAAUAAUGGAGUAAACCCAAAGAUGAGAAAAAUAGUUUUAUUGAGUUUGUAUAUAGUACCCCUAUUAUUUCCUGUUGUUUUCUUGCUUCAUGACCAUGUGCUAUUAAUGUAUUUUUCCUUUAAUGUUACGCGAAAUAAGCUUGUGUUUAGUGUUAUAAAGUUAGAAUUUCUUUUUGCAUUAGUUUAUUAACAUUAUACUGUUUCUCUCCAUGCUAUAGUGAUGGACUCUACCAUCACCUGUCGUAUGUUGGAUUGCCUUGUUAUAUGCUAUGCAUUUUAUUUUUAUUUUUUUGAAACAAUCUUGAUGUAAACUGGUGUUCACUCUGAGUUACCAGCUUAUUAGGUUCACCUGUAAAAAAUGUUUUUUUCAUUAAAUACGUGAGGGCAAGGGAAUAACAGAAGCACCUUUCAAAGUACGCAGUCCUACAUCUUAAAAAUGACUGUGGGGAUGAAGCAACACUUUUGUCUUGUGAGAGUGUCACAAAUACCGAACCCAGUAAGCUCCACAGUCACAGGAUUUAUUGCAUGGCAACUGGUCACUCUGUGUGCAUUACAACAUGAUGGCCUGUGGCAUGUGCAGAGACCGGAUGUGGGAGUAAUGUUAGAACAUGUGUCCCCGCUGUUUGUAAUCCAAAGAAAGUGAUCCUCUUAGAGAGGUGUGCAGACUUCCUCAGGGCUCAGACCCUCUUAGGAAAGAAAGCCAACGGGAAAGAAUACUUUCCGUUUUGAAAUCGUUUCAUUCGAGCAGUAUUUUAUCUGAAAAUGCUUGCCUUUCACGUAGUGGUUUAAUAGAAAAACACAUUCCACAAGUUUAUGGAAAUACAAAGGUGAUGUGACUGGUCUGCAUUUCACUGCCUAUAAUGUCACAACAUUUCUCUUAUGUCACAUAGACGUAAAAUUAUCCACUAGAGUGUUUUUUUGUGAAAUAAAACAUCAGCUCUGCUAAAAAUAGUCUUGUGGAUACUUUUACUUGAUAGCUUACUACCUGGGAGACUACAAUGACUCCAUGCAGAGACACUGCUCUUAUACUGUAUUUUAUCUUCACAAUGCCCGUCAAGAGACAAUAUAUAUAUAUAUUUAUUCAUGUAAACACACCAAAGUGCAUGUUCUAGACUUGAAUGGAGAUAUAUUUUUCAUCAUAUCCAACUCAUCUGAAUAAACAUGUAUGUCAAUUCUA